AUGUCCAACCUGCACGAGGAUGACGAAUAUGACGACUUCGACAUGGACACCGAAGUCGAGCUCUUCGAGACAAAGGACGGCACGGCUCCAGCCCAUGGCGGCCUCAAGUCGUUCAAGACCAAGGACGGCGGCCUCGUCUACUACGCCGACGAUCCGUCCGGCUUCACCGUCAGCGUCGAGCGGCUCCUGCAGGUCGACGGCUUCGAGGACAGCAAGAAAAAGCAGCGCAUGACGCUCAUCGUCCUCAAGGUCGUCUUGGCCUCCAACGAUGAGGACCAGAGGAUCAGGCAUGUGACGUUCAGUAUGGAGUUCCAGGACAGAAUACUCCGCAAGAAAGCCGAGCCACGUCUGCUGGCCUGGGCCCCCUUCGACUCCAUGGUGCGCACCAACAAGACCAAGGUCGACGUGGAGGAGAAAGUCGCCGUCAACGCCAAGCUGGCUGGCGGCGGCGGCGGCGGCGGCGGCAGCGCAGAGGGGUCUGCGGGCUACGAGAAGAAGAUCUCGUGGUCUCAGACGUACUUUGACUCGGGCCACGCAUACCCCAUCAUGGACAAGGACACCCAGGAGCGCUGCGGCGUGCGCUGGGUCCUGGCGUCCAAUCCCAAGGAGGUUGGCUGUGUGCCGCCCGGAAUCACGGCCGCUAUGCUGCUCUCCCGCACGUCGGACGAGCCGUAUCUGGCCAAGUUCAACGUCCGCGUCACCGGCGGGACGUUCUACAACCUGGUGCGCAACAUCGAAACAGUGGUAGGUGUAAAGCCCGGCUCGACUAAGCCAUACAAGGUGACUCCGUCCAAGUCCCCGAUCAAGCGUGGCGAGGGCGAGAGUCUGUUCAACCUGGCCAGGCUUAAGCCCCAUAGUCUGGGCAAGUUGAGGGGCAAGGGAGAGCUGACGGAUUUGACCUUUGUAUGGGGCGACGAGCCGGUGGCAAAGGACGAGGAGACGGAAGAACAGAAGAAAGAUAAUGGACAGGUCGGCACGGGCUGA
Hirsutella rhossiliensis is the source of this 984-nucleotide messenger RNA. RefSeq lists its product as uncharacterized. The record is from RefSeq and is a predicted model, not a curated record. Bases 1 to 984 code for a protein of 327 amino acids. Lineage: Eukaryota; Fungi; Ascomycota; Sordariomycetes; Hypocreales; Ophiocordycipitaceae. The transcript has a single exon.